UCUAAACCACUUCGGACCCCCGAUCUUACCGAGCAAAGCAAUGUAUUCGCGCACACCUUAGUUGUGUUAAGCUCGUUGACCCCCAAUGACCUGCUUACCAUGAGGUUGGGGGCGCUGUGGGGAAGACCAAAGGGUCCGACUGUAACGACCACCGGCCUGGAAGACGCCCAACCCUGGAAUUGGCCACCGCUGGCCGGAUACUCAAUCUUAAGGCCCUUCAUUUUAUUCGCUAGGAGUCGUGCAACAUGGCGGACCCGGGCAAGAUCCCGCAGAUAUACUCGUGCGCGGCGUCCACCGGGCCAAGAAUGGAUGCAGGGUGCUUUGUUCUGCGCUUACAUCGCCAUGGGAAUCGCAGGUGCCAAUGUCAUCUUCACCCUCGUCGCAGUGGGGAUCGCUUAUUCGAGACCAUCUCAUGCGCGCAGCUUCUCCCGGUUUCAGCUGUAUCAUGGGCACUGCAAUCGAACGAGUCAUUGGGCGACAGGCAUCCAUAUUGUGAUUAAUAUCUUCUCAACCGCCCUGUUGACGGCCAGCAGUCAUGCCAUGCAGUGCGUCUGCGCCCCUACCAGGGAGGAUGUCGAUCAGGCGCACAAGCAGCGUCGUUGGCUGGACAUUGGAGUCGUGAGCUGGCGCAACUUUCGCAUUAUGAACACUAAGCGAAAGAUCCUGUGGAUACUGCUCCUCCUCAGCUCGACGCCAAUCCAUAUGCUAUACAAUUCAGUGGUUUAUGCGUCGAUUGUCACCUACAACUACGGCAUGCUUUUGAUUCCGAAUGAUUUGAGCCCGACAGAGCCUCUGGUCCAGGCGAACUAUCCUAAUCAGUUCUACACGGCAGUGGGUAGCACGCCCGAGAUAGUCCUGACCGAAAUAUUCAAUGGCACUUUCAUGAAUAUGACCAACGAAGAAUGUCUCAAUAACUAUGAUGUUCAGUACAACACUCAGCUGAGUACCUUGAUCUUCGUGGCUGAGAGGCGAUACUUCAACAACGAAAGUAGCCUCAGCGCACUGAUGGAUGGCUACACCUCGAUUUACGACUAUACCAGCGGGGACGGGACUGACAUCGCCAAGGAUGCGAUCGCAAAUAACGACUGGACUGCACAGGGCAUGACCUGGAACCUCACUGUGGACUGGGGAUACAUGGACCUGGAUCUAGCAAAAGAUAUUCCGAUCUCCCACUGUAUGGCCAAGCGCGCAAGCCAGCGGUGUGAACUACUUUUCAGUCCAUCGAUCGCACUCGCCGUCAUCGUAUGCAACAUCAUCAAGGCCAUAUGUAUGUUCGUAGCGGCUCGGACAGACCGUCCGGGGAUAUUGCUGCGAGUGGGCGACGCCGUAGCGUCGUUCUUGAGCCAGCCCGAUACAAACACCCAGGGCCGUUGCCUCAUGUCGCGGGCAGAUAUGACACAGGGUCCCUAUCAAUGGGAGCCAUUACCCGAUCGCGUGGGACUUCUUCGACGGAGAACUCGAUCGAUACAGUUGGAUGACUUGGCCGACAUCCGUCUGGAAGAUGGACACACGCUCCGCCCUGGGCUGCACGGGCAUUCUCCAAGAAAGCUGUCCGGCCGAAAACGCUGGUUCCAGGCAGCGAGUUGGAAACGUUGGAUAUGGGCUAUUCUGCUAUACUCCAUCUGUAUCGGCCUGCCCAGUUGGUGGUAUCAUGCCCUAGUCAGUCUCAGUCAAUGGUCUCUGGCUGAUCAGUGGUCACUGGGAUUUGGCAGCCCCAGUUUCGAAACGGGUCUGAAUUUCGGCACCAGCAAUAUUCUGGCCCUGGUGCUCCUGACCAAUUCACCGCAGCUAUUUUUUUCGAUUUUGUAUUUCCUCAGCAAAAACUUGUUAUCGUGCAUGCUGGUCACGGCCGAGUACAACGAUUACGCAACCCAGCGAAAGCCUCUCCGCGUUUCCUGGCCAAAGGGCAGUCAACGGUCUACCUACUACCUCACUUUACCGGCGCGAUACAGUGUACCGUUAUUCAUUAUGUCUGCGGCCAUGCAUUGGCUGCUCUCGGAAAGCUUCUACUCGGUCGACUGGAACGUGUACAGUGUAUUUGGCAAAUUCGAUCCGAAUGACUCGCCCGACGGAUGUGGAUUUUCCCCCAUGGCUAUCCUGUUGACUCUAAUUCUCUUAGGGAUGGCAUUGUCCACGCUGCUCAUCCUGGGCGCGCGCCGGUUCAAGUCUCCCAUGCCGAUCGCCGCGCACUGCAGCGCUGCAAUCAGCGCUGCGUGUCAUCCCCCGGAUGGUGACAAAGAUGCUGCUCUCCACCCACUCAUGUGGGGUGGAGUCGUUGACACAGGGGCUUCGCGUGUGUUCCAGGAGAGGCCAACCCGAACCACUACUGAGACCGGCUCUCAGACGGAGGACCCAUACUAUUGCCAUUGUACUUUUACCUCCCAAGCGGUGGUUGCUCCUUCCAUGUCCCGUUUGUAUAUAUGAUAAACAGUAUAACUCAUAGACUCUCCUUAUAAACGACGAGACCAAACAUUCUUGAUGACGAGCCGAUCACACUAUGGGUCUCAGUACUCAUCGUUCCGACGGAAGUUGUUCGCACCGCUACCCACUUCCUUUCGAAUCAGCAGUGUGAUGAGCAUCCGAGUCCGUUUUUUGCACCCCACGUAAUACGAGAUUUCUGUACACUCUACUCGUCUCAUGGGGAGGGGCGAAGACCUUCCUCGUGUUUGUUUUGUUCUUUAUCAGAGCGCUCUGUUAUCGUUCAUACAUAUGGCUUUGAGCUGCAUCUUCUUCUCGGCGUCAUUCUACUGCACCCGUUCGAAUCACAACCCGGCAAGGUGUCAUUGUUUGCCCAGAAUAACUGGGCUUGAAUUUUCAGAC
Messenger RNA from Aspergillus homomorphus CBS 101889, 2820 nucleotides. RefSeq lists its product as uncharacterized. NCBI's taxonomy places the organism in Eukaryota, Fungi, Ascomycota, Eurotiomycetes, Eurotiales, Aspergillaceae. The record is from RefSeq and is a predicted model, not a curated record. The transcript is spliced from 4 exons. The coding region runs from base 100 to 2424 and encodes 774 amino acids.